This is a messenger RNA of Kwoniella shivajii, 2154 nucleotides long. RefSeq lists its product as uncharacterized. The record is from RefSeq and is a predicted model, not a curated record. The coding region runs from base 1 to 2154 and encodes 717 amino acids. Gene Ontology annotation, biological process: protein dephosphorylation. The transcript has 6 exons. Gene Ontology annotation, cellular component: nucleus. Gene Ontology annotation, molecular function: protein tyrosine/serine/threonine phosphatase activity. NCBI's taxonomy places the organism in Eukaryota, Fungi, Basidiomycota, Tremellomycetes, Tremellales, Cryptococcaceae.
AUGUCUUCAUCAAACGGCAAAUCUCGACCUAAAUUACCAAUAAGAUCGAUAUCUACUUUAAUAAGUACACCACCUUCAGACGCUGCCAAAUCGGAUGACGAUGCAGUUCUAGAUGUAUACAGAGAAGUGAAUUCAACUGGAUCGUUACAAGCUGCAGCUAAGAAAUUGGAACAAUACGCAUCAUCCACAUCCACAUCCACAUCUACAUCUACGAAAACAAAAGCAAAACCAAAAUUUGAUGAAGAUCCAGAAGAAGUUGGUUUUUUACAACAACAUAGCAUCGAUGAAGAUGCUUUGAUGUUUGAUGAUAACGAGACUGAAGAUAAUGAUGAUGAAUCAAAAUCAGUUGAUAAUGAUCGACGUGAUGAUAGAGGACAAGUUGUACAUUUACAAGAAGUCGUAGAUGGUCUGUGGAUAGGUGAUUUAGUUUCUGCUAUGGAUAUUGAUGGUUUAGAAAAAAGAGGUAUAUCAAACAUCCUAUCUCUCCUUAGACCGACUCUGAAAUUCCCAUCAUCAUUCUCAGUUUAUCCAUUAGAAAUCGACGAUUCAGCAGAUACGGAUAUCCUCACACAUCUACCUUCAUGCGUAGCCUGGAUUCAAUCCAUCUUAUCACUCAGAGAACGUUCUUUCGAUAUUUCCAACAUCUCUGAAGAAACCGAAUCGGCGGAAAAAGACCCCACUAUAGCCAAAAUUGCAGGAGAUCCAAAACCUGGUGGUGUACUCGUUCAUUGUCAAGCUGGAAUGUCAAGAAGUGCAACUGUCGUCGCUGCUUAUUUAAUGAGAGAAUAUGAUUUAGAUCCUGUACAAGCUUUAGUAGCUCUAAGGGAAAAAAGACCUGUCGUAGACCCAUCAGAAACUUUCUGGCAUCAAUUGGGACUCUUCUAUAACGCAGAUGGCAGAGUAUCGCUAAAAGAUAAAUCUACCCGAAGAUUUUACAUGGAAAGAACCGCAUCACAGUUCAUGAAUGGGGAUGGAGGUGCACCAUCCAUGGCGACAAUGGCAAAGUACCCAGCAACACCUUCAGCGUCUAAUCCACCUACACCAGGUGGAAUUGGAAGACGUCAGAUCAGAUGUAAGAUGUGUAGAAGACAAUUAGCAGUUCGAGAACAUAUGAUGGACCAUAUUUUAGAUCAACAACCUAUAUCAAGACCUAGAACACCAUCAAACGCAACUUUACCUUCUCCAAGAUUACCUCCUAUCACAAGUGGGAGUGCACAAACACAAGGAUUGAAAGAAAGAAGACCAAGUGUGGUCAGUGAUGUCAUUAACCCAUUGACUGGUUUACCUGGAAGAAGAAGUAGUCACGCUUCUUUGUCUGGUUUCUCUCUCACACAAACAGAAGGAAAUCCAAGCAAAGAUUCAAGCGGAUCAAGUAAUGGUCAAAAUACUUCUUCAAUGGGUGGAAUCCCACUACCCAAACGAUCAACAACGACACCUGGAUUAACCCUAACUGCUUCUUCACCUGAAGUGGCCAAUCAACCUAAAUUAACUGGUGAUAAGGACCUUUUACCUAGUAUAUUAGGUAGACUGGAAAAUCCUUCUUCGCCUAAACCAAUGACUUCCACGCCACCUGCAAGUACAGCACCUGCAGUACCUGGAUCAGGUUCAGGAUCAGGUUCAUCAGAAAGGGUUUUCAGAUCAGCUGAAGAGUUGAGUUCAAGACUACCACCUCAUUUAUUAGCUUUGAGAAUGGCGGGAUCAGGGUCAAGCGCAGGUGGAGGUGGGACAAGUUCUUUAUCUUCUCCGAUUGGAAGUUCGCCCACUUCAUCUCCUGAAAAAGACAUUUCCGCACAAUCUCAAACUUUCCCUCCUUCGUCAAACGUCAAUAGCGCUUCCAGAAGACUAAGCUUGUUGAGUAUGACUCCUAAAACUUUAGAAGGGAAUGAAAGAAGAGGCAGUAUGACUAUGAACGAACCAAAUGGUGGUUAUCCGAUAUUAGUAAAUCAAAAAUGUUCAGGUUACUUCGUUGAACCUUUAACAUGGAUGGAACCAGUUCUUCAAAAUGGUGAUAUUGCAGGAAAACUUAUUUGUCCAAAUGAAAAAUGUGGUGUUAAAAUAGGUAAUUUCGAUUGGGCCGGUGUACAAUGUGGAUGCAGAGAAUGGGUUACUCCUGGAUUCUGUAUACAUCGAAGCAAGGUUGAUGAGGUUUGGUAA